Suillus paluster is the source of this 888-nucleotide messenger RNA. RefSeq lists its product as uncharacterized. The record is from RefSeq and is a predicted model, not a curated record. Bases 1 to 888 code for a protein of 295 amino acids. NCBI's taxonomy places the organism in Eukaryota, Fungi, Basidiomycota, Agaricomycetes, Boletales, Suillaceae. The transcript has 3 exons. Gene Ontology annotation, molecular function: protein kinase binding; cyclin-dependent protein serine/threonine kinase regulator activity. Gene Ontology annotation, biological process: regulation of cyclin-dependent protein serine/threonine kinase activity. Gene Ontology annotation, cellular component: cyclin-dependent protein kinase holoenzyme complex; nucleus.
AUGGCUGCAGUUCACGGUCCGCUCGUACCAGCUCAUCCUUCCCCAUUUCGGAAUACCCAGAGCGUUCCCCAUUCUCGUAUGGGAUACCAUCCAGCUCCCUCUGCGCCACCCAAACCUCAAUCCACUCAGCCCUCAACUCGGCAUUCUGACCCGUUUUAUGGACACGAGCAGGCUUCUCGUAUGUGCGCACGGUUUAUCACCCAUCUAUUCGCUUGUCCCGAAUACCCCCCAUCCUCUUCCAACUCCCAAGUCAAGUUACCCCACUUCAUCGCUUACGCCUUGCACCGCACUAAACUCCACUCCUCCGUCACCUUCGCCGCUCUUGUGCUCCUUCAGCGCUUGAAGGCGCGCUUUCCCACUGCUCGGGGAUCUUCCGGACAUCGGUUAUUCGUAUCCGCAUUCAUGCUCGCCUCCAAGGUGAUCUGUGACGAUACCUACUCGAACAAGUCCUGGAGUAUUGUCGCCCAGGGUAUGUUUCAAUUACGGGAGAUUAAUCAGAUGGAGCGAGAGAUGUGUCAAUAUCUUGAAUGGGAGCUUAAUGUGGAUCCGGUCACGCUGAGGGAGUUUGAGGAGAUGGUCAAGAAGGAUUUUGUAGGACCCGGUCCUUACCCCACUUAUAUUCUCCCCUCUACCUCCAAGACAACGCCGCCCCCCACCACCAAUCCUUUUCCGCCUCCUCCUACAGGCUCAACCCCUACGCCCUCUUAUUCCACUUCAACAUCUCCGGCCUCAACUGCGUCGCCACCAACGCCACCCGCUAUGGAGGAUUGUACCGCUCGCAUCGUCUCCGCAUCUUCGUCGCCAGGCAUUCCGAAACACGAACCCGUGCCUGUACCACCGCCAUCAAAACACAAGAUGUUCGCGUUCGCAUCGCCGGCUGUUUGGUAG